CGGAUCGUCUUAUGUGGAUUUUCCACUGACCAAAUCGCUAUUGGGAAUGUUCUUGCGGAUGCUGGCUUUUAUUUCCAACAUCCGUCAUCUUUGGAGUAUGGUAGCAAGAUGCAGUAUUGCAACCCUCACUACCUUCUUCGACCAGGGUCCCAAAUGCCAGCACUAGAAACAUUCGUAGAAACUAACAGCGACAGAAGAAUGGAGCAAAAGUUGCUUGAUGAAUCAACCAAAGGACGAUUUAUGAAUCUCUUUGAUGAAGCUGGCGAUAUCGAUACGAAAACAACUGCAGAGCCUAGUAGUCGCCUCAAAUCGACAAUGAAAGAACAUCAGAUUUCCGCACUUACAUGGAUGAUUGGGGUUGAAGCUGGGACUAUAAGAGAUGGGUUCCCCUCACUAUGGGAACUUUCGUCGGAUUCAAGCUCAAACAAGUAUCGGCAUAAAAUCACAGGAAGUCUGGUAGCUCGCCCAGAACUAGCGCCUGGUGGCGUUUUAGCAGAUGAGAUGGGGCUGGGAAAAACUCUUAGCAUGUUAGCUUUAAUAUGUUCAACUUUGGACGCCAUGGAGACCGAAAAAAAUGAAAGCGAAGAGAUGCUACCCAGACAAUCCCGGACAACGCUCAUUGUCACACCAAAGACAACCAUACAUAGCUGGCAGCAACAAUGCGAAAGUCACAUCCAUCAAGGAAAGAUAAAAACUGCCGUAUGUCUAGGCUCAGACCGGAAGAAGUCGCGCAACGAACUUCAAAGCUCAGAUAUAGUUUUCACCACUUACGAAACGAUGAGGCGAGAUUGGGCAGAGAAAGGUCCUUUGUUUACCCAUUCAUGGUAUCGUGUUAUUCUUGAUGAGGGCAUGCACCAUCAAGCUAUAAGUGAAAGUUUUGCUAACAAUUUAAUGUUAGCACACCAUAUCAGAACUAGAAAGUCGCAAACGUUUGAAGCUGCAUGUGAACUUCAGGCUUGGUACCGAUGGUGUUUAACUGGGACACCAAUUCAUAAUUGUGUUGACGACUUUGCCGCACUUCUGAGCUUUAUUCGUGUGCCGUUGUUUGCGAAUAAAAAAACGUUUGACUUUUGGAUAACAACGCCAAUUAGGGAGAAAAGCUCAUACGGCCUGCAAAGGCUAAGUCUUUUGAUUAAGAACACAUGCCUACGCCGUACGAAGAAGUCAACAGAGUUGUCAGAUCAGCUCCCUAAUCGACGAGAAGAAACAGUGUGGGUAGAGCUGUUACCAAGAGAUCGUGAUUUGCAUAGCUUUUUUUACAAGGAGGCAGCCAAGAUUGCAUCAGGUUUCUACCGACAUAAGACUGAGAAUUCGACCUCAAAUUAUCCGACCAGCAAUAUUCUGAAGUUGAUCAUUUUCCUUCGUUUGAUCUGCAAUCAUGGAGAGAAGCUUCUUCCUCCAUUAGCUGUUGGCGCUUGGAAAGCAGCAGAAGGCAACGCUUUUGACUGGCAAAUAGUCCAGGAUUUUCAGCAGUCAUGUGAAAUUUGGCAACAUUCAUCCAAGCUUUCGGCUUUGAUCGAUAACCUUCGCCAAGAGCAGUCUUGUUCCGACCGAUACAAUCCAAUUCAACCCAUUAAAAGUGUCGUUUUCAGCUCUUGGACGAAAAUGAUAGGUCUAACUCAGCAGUGCCUCGAGGCCAAUGGUUUUGUUUGUGCACGGAUUGAUGGUCAACUAAGCCUAGAAAGACGAAUGAUGGCGAUGAAACAGUUUAAUUCGGACCCUAGAUGCACUGUUAUGCUUGCCACUAUAGGUAGCGCUGGUGAAGGGGUCGACUUCACAGCUGCCAACAACGUACACUUGCUGGAGCCGCACUGGAAUCCGAUGAUAGAGUCUCAGGCCGUUAAUCGAGUCCAUAGAAUAGGACAGUCGCGAGAGGUUCGUAUAACCAGGUAUAUCACGAAAGAUACAAUAGAAACGUAUGUGCAAUCGAGACAACAAGACAAGCUUAAACUU
Trichoderma atroviride IMI 206040 is the source of this 1953-nucleotide messenger RNA. Lineage: Eukaryota; Fungi; Ascomycota; Sordariomycetes; Hypocreales; Hypocreaceae. The record is from RefSeq and is a predicted model, not a curated record.